This is a messenger RNA of Aphanomyces invadans, 216 nucleotides long. RefSeq lists its product as hypothetical. The transcript has a single exon. The coding region runs from base 1 to 216 and encodes 71 amino acids. NCBI's taxonomy places the organism in Eukaryota, Oomycota, Saprolegniomycetes, Saprolegniales, Verrucalvaceae. The record is from RefSeq and is a predicted model, not a curated record.
AUGAGUGCCGGGAUGUCAACCCUGUCCCCGGAGAAGAAACGACUAGCCGACAGCUCUCCGGACGUGUCCCCGGACGCCGAUCAACUUGUGUUGAGCUCUCCACCAAAGAAAUCAAGCAAGAUUCCGGACGGUGUGAAGCUCAAACACGAAGUGAUCGACUUGACGGGUGACGAUUCCGACGAAGAGAAGCCCCGGGCUGGAGUGGCGCGGAAUUAA